Molecule: messenger RNA, 2181 nt
Organism: Mesorhabditis spiculigera
Lineage: Eukaryota; Metazoa; Nematoda; Chromadorea; Rhabditida; Rhabditidae
Source: the annotation of a GenBank genome assembly
AUGUCGUGGUCCAACCUGACAUCUUCUUUCGAAAAGGGCAUCCGCGCUACCGUCAAGAAGAUAGACAAGCUGCUCGACAUUGAUGAAGAUUCCACGGAAGACCCCAUUUCAGAUCUGAAGAUCGACAGCGACAGCACUUUCACGGAGUCUCCGAGCGUGAGCGAAACUCCAAAGAACCAGCCACCAAAGCUCGUCGAAAAGGGCCAAGCCCCAGCGAAGAAGGUCGAGAAACUGCUGGAUGCUGAAGACGGGACCGACGACUCGAUCUCCGACCUGAAAGUGGAUAGUGAUUAUUCCUUCACGGAGACUCCGCAAUUGGGCGAAAUGGCGAAGAAGGUCCCGCUCUUGGACGCUGAUGACGGAACAGACGACAUCUCGGACUUGAGGAUCGACAGCGACAGUACUUUCACCGAGACACCGCGUUUGGGCGGCACUGGAAAAGAGAAAGAGAUGCUUGAGGGUUCGACGGCCAAGAUGGCAGUUGUUCAGCCGCGCUCAUUGGACUUUGAAGGAGAUUCAUGGCUUGCACAUGGAACUGAAGGGACGGCUGUCGUCGACCAUGAGCCCAACCCGAUCCGCGACUCGGCAGCCUACGAAUUUGAGACUCAGUUUCACCGUUCCACUCCUUCCCCCGGACACCAGGAGCACACCUCCGACGACCUUUCGAAUGGCUCGCAGGAGGGACAGCAGCAGCCUGUUGACACCAAAUCCUUCUCCACAAAUGAUUCUGGGGAUUCGGACCACGAGGAAGGAUUUGAGGGAGUCAAGCUCGACGAUGGCCCCGUCAGCGAACAUGGCGGUGAAACCUCGCCCACGGUCCAUUUUGAGCAGAUCGGGCGCCGCAACUCUGACCUGACGGUUGCUAGCAGCGACAUUGAAAUCAUCCACCAUAUUGAUGCCUGGUCCACUAACAGCCAGCCCCCCUACAAUCCGCCACUUCUGGCAAGAGCCGACCCUGGCACGAGCGCGCUUGUCCAGGAACACCGCCUGGACAGCCUUAAAAAGAAGAACGAGACGCUCAAGCAGACCAUCAACCAGAUGAAUCGUCGUCUCGAUGCCUCGAACGAAGAGCGUGUCACGUUGGCCAAGAAUCUUUCGCAAGCCGAAAUGGAGAAGGCGACCUUGCAAGACGAGAAGAAGAAAGCGCAGGACGAACUUUUCAAACUGCACGGGGAAAUCAGAAAGCUUAAGGCAAAAUUCGAAAGCAGCGAAUCAUUACGCACCAGCGUCGCCACGUCCAACCGGAAGCUGCGUGAGGAGCUGGACAAGGUCAUCGAACAGGCCGAAAGCGCUGACACACAUGAGAGUGCUAUGCAAAAAAAGAUCGACGAGCUGGAGGCGCGCCUGAAGGAAACGACGACCGCGCAACUGAAAGCUUCCGAAAUUUCUGAAUGCGCGGAAGCGCAGAUUCAGGGACUCUCAUUUGAGUUGGAACGUCAGAAGCAAGCCUUGGUGGCGGUGAUGAUGGAGAAGGAGGAGAUCACUAAGAAGCACAACCUUCUGCUGAGCGAUUUAAAAAUGAAGGAAACUGCUAAAACGACGGAGCGCCUCGGCUUCGACCAUAAUUUGAUGACGAAGCUCGCCCAGGACGAGGUGGCGGAACUGAAGGAAGAGCUUGCCAUGACGCAGCGGAAGCUGAACACCAAGACGGAGGAGUACGAGGCGGCGAUGCGCCAUUUGAAAGAUCAGCUGAAAGGCGACCACGAGAAGCUUCAGAAUGCGCUCGCCCUGAAGACUCUCGAAAUGAUGAACUUGGAAGCAAGGCUGACGCAAGGCCGCGACGCCUACGACAAAUUGCAUCGUUCGACCCAGGAGCAAUACCAACAGCUCUCACAGCAGCUCAACACCAGCAUUAACGCAUUGAACCAGCAGCUCCACCAGGAGCGCCUAGAAAAAGACGCUUGUGCUGAAGAGCUCUCGACGCUGCGAGCUGAGUUUGCUGCUUUACAGCAGCGGCCGGGGGUCGAUCCAAAUGUGUUGACGCAGCUUCGCCAGCUGGUUGCGGAGAAGACCGAGGAGUGCAACCGCUUGGAGACGGAGUACAAUCGAGUGCUCGUCGAAUGUGGAGGCCUGAUUGAGCGGCAGAAGGAGCUUGAGCUGGACGUUCUGGAUCUGAAGGACCAGCUGCGCAACCUUUCCGAAGAGCAGGCGGAGGCGGCAAUCAGGGGACGGGCUCGCGAC